UCUCAGUUCCUUCGCCAAGGGAGUAACAAAGUUUAGAUCUUUUUUAAAUUCAUGUUGAACAAAAACGGCAGCUUCCAUGAAUUUAAAAAGCAAGCUUCUUUCUUCCUCAAGGAGAAAUUCAAGACUGCUAGAUUAGCUCUAACCGAUGUUACCCAUGCAGAACUGAUGACAGAAGAAGUUACAAAUGGAAAUCCAUGGGCACCAGAUUCCCUAACACUCGGAACAAUUUCAAGGGCUGCUUUUGAGUUAGAUGAUUAUGGGAGGAUUAUAGAGAUUCUGCACAAAAGACUACUUAAAUUUGACAAGAUGAAUUGGAGGGCCUCUUACAAUUCACUGGUUGUGCUUGAGCACCUCUUGACUCAUGGACCAGAAAGUGUUGCAGAGGAAUUUCAGAGUGACAAAGAUGUUAUUAGUCAGAUAAAUUGCUUUCAGUAUAUUGAUGACAGUGGGUUCAAUUGGGGCCUAACUGUUAGGAAAAAAUCAGAACAGAUAUUGAAACUGCUGGAAGAAAGAACACUACUUAAGGAAGAAAGAAACCGUGCUCGGAAGUUAUCCAGAGGAAUUCAAGGUUUUGGGAGUUUCUACCAAAGGCCAAAUCCAGCACAAGGUGGCAUUCUGCGGAAAAAAUCAUUGCCAACCACAUUUGACCAAUGUAACUCUGACUUCAACAACCAUGAAAAUGAGGAAAACCAAUCAUUUUGCUCAAACCAUUGUAUAGACACAGCAGCAUUUAAAUCUUCAAGUCCAAGCCAUCAAGGUGGAAUUGUCAAGUCCCUGGAUCUGGAUAGUGUAGAAACCGAGAGUGAGUUCAGUGAGAGCUACCUUGAUGAUCUGGGUAACAAUCAAAUGCUUGAGAAAUCUGAAACAAGCUCUAAAGAAAACAUGACGCCUAGCAAGAAGGAAUUCCAUCUUUGGAACUUGAAAGCGGAAUCCAAUCCACUUUUGGAUGGUAGCCAAGAGCAUUCCAGACUUGGGAACUUAGUAGCAGAUGAUGAUCACCCCUUUAACUUAACAGAAAUGCAUGCCACUUCUUCCCUUCUUUCUUCCAGAUGAAGCAAGUUGAACAUUGAACUGAAGGCAACAAAGUUUUAGCAACUAUUGCACUUCCAGUGCAGAAAAACCCUUCCAAUUAGGAAAUAUCUAUGGUACUACUGUUGUACCAUUUACUCAGUACAUCUAUCCAAUAAAAAAUGAGGAAUGACUGUCAUGCUUGAAUGAAAAGGAGAAAAAAAUAAUUUUUUUAUCCAAGUGUCACUUAUUCAAUGACAGAUGUACCUACUACAGAUGUACAGAAGAUGAUCUCUUCCAAUUAAGGUUUUAUGGUACAAGUAUUUAUGUAA
Gastrolobium bilobum is the source of this 1340-nucleotide messenger RNA. RefSeq names its product epsin-3-like. The coding region runs from base 52 to 1053 and encodes 333 amino acids. NCBI's taxonomy places the organism in Eukaryota, Viridiplantae, Streptophyta, Magnoliopsida, Fabales, Fabaceae. Gene Ontology annotation, molecular function: clathrin binding; phospholipid binding. The transcript has 4 exons. Gene Ontology annotation, biological process: endocytosis. Gene Ontology annotation, cellular component: endosome; clathrin vesicle coat; plasma membrane. The record is from RefSeq and is a predicted model, not a curated record.